AGAGUAAUAAUAAUAAUAUGGGAUAAUCAGCGUGGGAACCUUAAGACGAAACAACAGGAAGCGUCGUAGCUUCAAAAGGAAACAAAACGCAAUAAGUGCAACGCGAUGUAGUAAGCAUAACAACUGAAACGUAACUCUAAAAAUACACAAAGACGGAGACAGCCGAAGAAACUACAACGGCGCCCCCGGGCCAUAUCAAGACACACGUGACUUGAAAGUAAAGCCGAAGUUUACUUUUGUUCUUCGGAGCCGAACCGGCUGGCCGGGUUCUGCGCCUGCGCAAAGGCAGUUUUUCGCAGCGACUCCAACCUUUUUUUUUGUUAGGAAUGAAGCGAUUGUAGAGAUCGCGUUGUAAGCCUAGAGACCGCCUCGAGAAGAAACAUCGCGCCGCCGAGGGCGCACGGACAGUCACUACUUCGUCGUGGGGUCCCUUCUUUGUUUGCUAGCCUACCUGCUGCUGGGUAAUGCUCACUGACCCCUGAAGGCAUUUGGAAUUGUGGAGUGUGAGUCCAUCGGAAUGCGGCGUUUAUGAAGAAAGCGGGCUUCCGGCAGAUCCCAUCAUCCAGAAAAUCAAAGCAAAAAAAAAAAAAAAACAAAGCAAGACAUUUCCAGUUCCAGUCCCAACUCAGUCACUGACUUUUGUAAUGACAUGAAAUAAUCACGACUCUUCGUCUGCCAGAUGAAGUGUGAAAGGAGGGUACAGCAGAUAAUCCUUCAACAGAGAAACACUGGCAACACCCUAUCCUGUUAGGAGAUUUUUCAGUUCAAAGAAGUCUGAGGGCUGAGCAGCCUUUCCUGUCUCAGACAGAGGAUGUCUACAGAACUGGUCAAGCCCUGUCAGCUGGACAGGACAGGAAGCUUCUUCAAGUUGAUUGAUGCCUUUGCCUCAGAGAUAGGAGAGCUGAAACAGGAGAUGGUACAGCCAGGAGAGUCUGCUGAUGAAGACCAAGACGGCUCAAGGAUGCAGAGCUUAGCUGAAGAUGUUGAGAGCCUCUUUCUACAGGAGAUGGAGCUCAAGAGCAGUGCUCGUGAUUCUGGCUAUGAUUCUUUAAAGAGAAAGAUCAGCAUUCUGGAUCGACUCAUUCAAACACAUCCAGUAUGGUUGCAGCUUACAAUGAGUGAUGAAGAGGCAAUUCAGAUUUUACAGAGGCAACAACCUGGGAUAUUUAUUGUAAGAAAAUCAGCCAAACUUCAGAAGAAGAUUAUAUCUUUGCGCCUUGGAAAUGAAAUCACAACAUCCAUCAGAGAUUUCCCAAUAAAGGAAAGCCAAUUCACUUUCUCCUUGGAAGGAUCUGGCAUUAGCUUUGCUGACCUAUUUAGGCUUGUUGCGUUUUAUUGUAUCAGCAGGGAUGUUCUGCCUUUCACCUUAAGACUACCUGAAGCAAUUGUAGUUGCAAAGUCACAAGCUGAUCUUGAACAGGUUUCAAAGUUGGGAGUAGGUGAAUUCUGGAAUUCCUCCCUGUUCAACAAUAACAAGGAUUCUGCUGUCAUUCCUCCAAAUGCUGUGAAAUGUAGCAGGCUGGGUGAGCUCAAGAAACAAAUUCCCAGGGAACCCCUCUCAAACGGUGUGCAUUCUCUCCAUACAAGAACUCCUUCUGAAUUGGAAUGCAGCCAGACCAACGGGGCUUUGUGUUUUGUUAACCCCCUCUUCUUGGAAGUACAUCAGCAAGCAAAAGGUGCUGGAGGAUCUCUCAAGCGACCAAAAAUCCAAGACUCCUCUGCCCAGAAAAAAUCUCGUGUUCCUCCACCAAGACCACCCCCUCCAGUAAUUCAAAAACCAUCUGCUUUGCAAGACCAAGUGAAACAGGUGAGCAUGCCCCAAACCAGCAGCUGUUUAAAGCAGCACCAAGAUAAUACCAUGGGACCCGGUCUAAGCCACUCAAAGAAGACCACGCCUGUCCCCCCACCACGACUAAAAAAACGCAUCAGCCUGAGUGAAAGUGAACAAAGCAAGAAAACCGUCCAAGAGAGCAGGGACACAGAAAUGCAGUCAAACGCACCUGAGGCUGUAGUCUCCAGAACUUCGGAAAAGGACAUGUGUGUAUCCAAAAGGCUAAAUGCCAACACAACAUUAAAUGCUACAUUGUGUUCCCAAAAUGCCAUGCAUGUCCAACAGAAUGGAGGAGGCCGUCAGAGGCUGAGUGAUAUGAGUAUUUCUACAUCAUCUUCAGAUUCCCUGGAUAUGGACCGCACGUUCCCUCCUCCUGGCUGCCCAGGCUGUGAGGACAGCAGCCCAGAGGAUGACUAUGGGCCUGAGAGUGACUCGGAAACCAUGGCUCCCCCACUCAAACUGAAAAAGAAACGCUCUACCUCUUUCGUUCUUCCCCACAUUGUCAAGACUCAGUUCCGAAAAGUGAGUGGAGUCUUCAGCUCAUUCAUGACUCCAGAGAAAAGGAUGAUUAAAAGAAUUGCUGAAGUGUCGCGGGACAAACGUACCUAUUUUGGAUGCCUGGUACAAGACUACAUCAGCUUCCUACAGGAGAACAAAGGAUGCCACGUCUCUGGCACUGACAUGCUGCAGACUGUGAGGCAGUUCAUGACACAAGUCAAGAAUUACCUGGCACAAAGCUCCGAGCUUGAUCCUCCAAUCGAAUCUCUCAUUCCAGAAGAUGAAAUAGAUGUGGUCCUUGAGAAAGCAAUGCAUAAGUGUAUUUUGAAGCCCCUUAAAGGACACAUUGAAGCUUGUCUCAAGGAAUUCCUAGAGUUGAACGGCUCAUGGAAACAGCUGAAGGAAAAUUUGCAGCUGGCUAAGCAGAAGACACCACAGGAGCUGGGAGUGGAUGCAACUGCUCCCGAUUCUAUAAUGAUUGAGAAGAUUCGGCACAAGUUCCACACCAUGCAGAAGAUGUACUCUCCUGAAAAGAAGGUGAUGCUCUUGCUUCGGAUAUGCAAGCUCAUUUAUACCGUCAUGGAGAACAACUCAGGAAGGAUGUAUGGAGCUGAUGACUUCCUUCCCAUGCUGACGUUUGUAGUAGCGCAGUGCGGUAUGCCAGAGCUGGACCUUGAAAUUGACUACAUGAUGGAACUUCUGGACCCUUCAUUGCUCCAUGGAGAAGGUGGUUAUUACCUAACCAGUGCCUAUGGAGCUAUGUCCUUGAUCAAAAACUUCCAGGAGGAGCAGGCAGCCAGAAUGUUGAGCUCAGAAACUAGAAACACUCUUCACCAGUGGCACCGCCGCAGAACCACCAUUAGGACAAUUCCCACUGUGGAUGAUUUUCAGAAUUAUUUGAGAGUGGCCUUUCAGGAAAUCAUCAGCGGUUGCACGGCUAAAACGUUGAUGGUAAAGCCUUACAUGACCACAGCAGAAGUGUGCGAACUGUGUGCCGACAAGUUCCGAGUUCAGGAACCCGACAGUUAUGCCCUUUUCCUCGUCACAGAGGAAACAAGUCAGCAGCUGGCAUCAGACACCUACCCUCAAAAAAUAAAGGCAGAACUUCAUAGCCGCCCCCAGCCUCACGCUUUUCAUUUUGUGUACAAACGUCUCACCAGUCUUCAUAUUUGCGUCCCUCCUGAUGAAGAGAAUGGAAACAUUUAUUUCUAAAUCUGCUUUUACUGCUUCGGCACUUUCCAUGCGAUUUGACAGGAAGGAGCCUGGCUGUACUGUUAAACACUAUUCUGCUGGCAGAUGAUGUGCUUGGGUUAAAUUUCAGGAAGCUUGCUUUAUAAAAUGUACAGCACUUAUUACCUCAGGGUCUGGGCUACGUCUGUGCUGAGGGAACUCCGUUGUCACCUUGGAGCACUGAAGUAUUGACACUGAGGCAUUUUCUUUUUAAGACUGAUGAAAAGUGGGUGUUCUUCCUUAAUAUCAGGAUAAUCUUUUCUUCAUAUUUGUGGUACAGUACGUCGUCAGAAGAAACGCUUCAGGAAGUGUGGUGACGCAGAGCUUCGCCACAUUUCUGAGACAGUUGCAUUUUUUUGUAAAGUUAAAUAUUAUUUUAUAGUAAAGUUUUUUUUUAUAUGUACAAACAAGUCUUAGAAAUAAUCGAUCAGCAGUUACUGGUUAACUGCGCAGGCUGUGGUUUAUAAUUUGAAAAAUUAUUAUUUUUUUUUUAUUUUAUUUUGUAAGUGAAUAUGUUGGUUUGUAACAGUUUGCAUGUAUAUUUGUAACAUUUAACAAACUGUUACACCCUUUAUGGACCAGUACACUUUGACUAAAGGUAUGCAGAGAUACUGGGAAUUUUGUACCCUCUUUAAAAGGGGAGUUCUCAGCCUCUAGCUGGUGACACAUUUUGAAAAAUGUUGGUCUCUCCUAAAUUUGAAUUUACUGUCAAUUGACUGAGCACCACUGGUGGUGUUAAAUUAUGGCUGUUAACUUUUAAAGCAGGGAUUUUUUUAAAAAAGUGGUUCAUUUUAUUCCAAGCAGAACUGUAGAUUUCACCGCAUGAACUUUUUUGCCAUCUACAUCUGCAGUCUCUCCCUUGUCCUGCAUUUGUUAACUAAGGGUACAUCCACACUACUACGUCUUCAUUUAAAAUCAGCUUGACAUCAUUAAUUAAAGUAUUUUCAUCCUUACUGAAAUGACUAAAAGCACUUAUUACGCAAUCGUCCGCCUGCACUGGGCACACACGCUACAUAGAUGCCUUAAAAUGGGCAUAAAUUGUGGCACGAGUGUAAGCCUGAUUUGCAUUUGUCAGCUGAUUUUCUGAGUUGGCCUUAAUGUCAGCUUCAUCACAUGCAAUAUGACAAGGGCUGUGAUGCCCGAUUGACGUAUCAGAAAUUUCAGUUGGACGUCUUGUGGUGAGAGCAGUCUCACAGGCUGAUUUUCUGAUGUCAUCAUGAAAGUACCAGACACGCAUUGUGCAUCAGCUGCCAUGCGUGUGUAUCAUACACAUGUGUAGUCUGAGCACCUUCGUCAUGGCAUGUCAAUCAGUCAGAAUGUGCUUGUGUAGUAUGGGCACACGUACGAUUGGUGACUCUUAUCGUGCAGCGUGAGUAGUUACUUGACCACGAUUUCUAAAAAUUGCACAAAACACAAUUUAUAUUACAUACCGGUAGGCAAUAAAACAAGUGCCAUGGAAAGCAACUCCUCUCUGCCUACAAUUUUGGAAUAUAUAUUUAUUCCAUGAAGGGUGACCAAUCAGAGAAUGAGAUAUUGUAAGGAGCAGGGAAGAGGUGCAUCAUAAGCAUAAACCAAUCAGUGUGCGAUGGAGGCUGCAUUUUCAGAAAUCAUCAGUUUUACACUCAUCCACAUGGAAACGCCAUGCUGGUGUUUUAAAAAUCUCCAGCUCUGAAGAGUGUGUUCAAAACUUUAAUGUCAGUUGAAAACUUAAGGGUAGUGUGGACAAAAGGCAGAAAAGGAGACAAAAUGUCUGCGUUUUUAAAGAAAAACGUACUGGUGUGGACGGGGCCUAAGUUACAAGAAAUGCAAGAUAAAAUGGGUUAUAGAUAAUUACAAUUCACCAUUUUAACUUUUUAAUCAAGGUCUUAAGGACAUCUUAACAUCCUAACACUGGUUUAUAAAGAGAACUGUUGCUCUCUUGUUGGAUUUAGAGUAUAAAUGUAUGUUAUUACACAAGUAAAUUAACUUUUUGUGCCUGCUUUGAGGAAUUUCAGGGACAGAAAGCCAGAUGGGUUUUCUUGCCUUUUUGUUUGUCUGUGUUCUCUUCAGGACAAUAUUCUCUCCAUAAACUGCAGAGUCCUAAGCUGAUUUUAAAGUUGUCUGUUUAGAGGUUGCAAGAAAGUUUUGUAAAGUCAGAGAAAAGAAAGAGUAUGUGAAUGUGAAUGGGUGGGCUGGGAUACGGACGUGUCAUUUACAGUUAAGCAAAAUGCAGUACAAGAGUGAGCCUUAGCAGACAAAUGUUGGGUCUACCUAUAAGGGAUAAUUCACGGUGAUUUCAUUGAUUUCCUGGAAUUGCCAAGUUUCAUUGUUGAUUGUUUCAGCAGCUUCACAUUCGUAGCCUUCAGCGUUAUCCGCAGGGAGUUCAUCUGUGUCAGGAGACACCGUCUCAUCCUCUCACCAUUGAAGGGGCUAAGUUAGGGAAGUGGUAACGCCUCAAUGAGGAACACAUCUCUACGGAUGGAAAUGAAUUUAAAGAACCACAAGUGGCUAGAAAUUAACACUUUCCUGCUUUCUUUAAAAGCCGAAAACAAGUAUGUGAGUAUACAAAAUUGGCCAUGCAUGAAUUUCCUUCCGGUUUACUAGAUAUACUGUACGUAUAUGAAAUCUAUAAUUUGUUUUUUAGUUCCCCUACAAAUAUCAUGUUAUUUUGGAAAACUACAGUGUUUAUCACCCACUUGCUUUUGUUAAAUUAUUGUAGCUGGUAUCCACUGACAGUAUUCUUCUUUUUUCACUGGUCAUUUGUGGUAGAGUAAAAUACUAUUCAUAACUGUAUUCAUAAAUUGCUAAGUGCAAAAAAUGAAAUGCUUCAUUCAUAAAAAGUAAAAACAUGGAUUUUUAAUUGGGGUUGAGAAUCGAUUAAAAGAAAUUAAUUGCACAAUUGUAUGUUAUUAAUCAUAAUCACAUCUAACAUUAAAACAUGCAGUCAUAAAAGACAUAAAUAAAUUAAAUAUACACAAAAUUAACACAGGAAUUUUUAAAAAUGUAAUUGCAUAGUUUAAACUUAAACAAUGACCUGAAACCUGACCCUUUAACAAAAUACUACGUGAGCAAGUGCAACCUGAAUUUGAAUGCCUUCCUAAAAGGCGAGUUGAAAACGAUGCCAGUGUAUUAAUACUCAAAUUGGCAUAGCAUAUGAAACACAGACAUGUCAAAGUGAAUUUAAACGAUCGAAACGACUGUCGACUUUGAAUGCACUGCUAAAGACCAACUUGAAAUAAGCACCUCUUUAAAACUUGUGUUAAAACUCCACAAAUGCCAUCCUCAAUAGUUCAUCACCAUCAACGACUGUAUAAAUAUACUCUAAAUUAGUGUUUUCAACUGGUGCGCAUUGAGAGCUACCCAGGUGUGCCAUAUAGGACCAUCUGUAUGAGCAGGCAAAAGGACAAAGCAGCUGGGAAAAUGCGUCCAAGGUGCUCUCUGAGUGCUGUGUCUGCGAACGCCAGUCUCCAAGCUGCUUUUCCUUCUGAAUGUUCAGUCCCUUUGGACAGUUUAGCAUGUCUAAGAGAUUUCAUGCCUUUGUGGCUGGUACAAUCGUGAUGUGCCUUGGGAAUAUUUGGGUUACAAAAAGUGUGCCACCACAGAAAAACGGUUGGAAAGCACUGCUCUGCCUAUAGCUUUGCUCCUGACACGCUAAAAAAAAGAUCUCCAUAACUUUUAUCUUACUUAAAAACUGACACCGUUCAUUACUUAAGAGGUUAUGUUGCAUUCUUUGCAAAAAUUAGUGAAAAUACUGCAAAAUGGUAUCAUGGGUAGGGAUAAUUAUUACACUUUUAUUUCGUAGAAUGUUGUCAUUAGGGCAGUCAGCACUGUAAGCCACCUGGCAGACUGGCGAGUUGAAUACAGAGGUACGAGAGACUUAUUUUGGUUUUGGUGCCAUUCAAAGAAAAUGUAUGUUGUACACAUGUGAUAUGACAUUGAAUUGAUCUUCAUACAGAAACAUGACAUGAAUAAAAAGGAGAGAGUGUAAUUUUUACCUUGGCUACUUUUCUUUAGCAUUGCUGCAGGACUGCCAUAAACCCCCCUUCCUCACACUCCCCUGCACCCAUGUCAGUAUUUAUAAUUCAAAGGAGUGAACACCAGCACCACGUACUAACAUGUGGCGAGGCGUUGUGAAACGUGUAAUUUGAAACUUUUAAAUUAAAUUUUAUUUCCCAAAAUAUUUUAAGGUAGUAUAUAAAUAUGGUUCUGGAUGUGUAUGUAAUUCUUUAGGUCUUCACUUAACUUUUUUGUAUUAUUGUUUCAUAAUGUAAAAAAACAAAAAGUAAAAGAAUGACAUGAAAUGGCGCCCCGACCAAAGCACUGCCUGACGCGAUCGCCUCAUUCCCAGUCCUGGAUCUGACAAUAUUUUCUAACGCGUUAAACAGGCCCUAUUAAUCAUAACAAUUAACGGGUUAACUUUCCCAAGUCUAUUUUUAAGUUACGUUGCACCUACUGUACAUUUUGAUUUAUUUUUUUUUUAUUUUGAGUUGAAAGGAGAGUUUGCCUGAACUGUAGAGACAUCGGUUCAUUGAAAUCUUCAUCGUGACUUAAUGCGUCAGUCCUUUAAUAUCAUUUAUCCAUCCAUCCAUUAUCCAACCCGCUAUGUCCUAACUACAGGGUCACGAGGGUCUACUGGAGCCAAUCCCAGCCAACACAGGGCACAAGGCAGGAAACAAACCCCGGGCAGGGUACCAACCCACCUCAGGGCACACACCAAGCACACACUAGGGACAAUUUAGAAUCGCCAAUCCACCUAACCUGCAUGUCUUUGGACUGUGGGAGGAAACCAGAGCACCCGGAGGAAACCCACGCAGACACGGGGAGAACAUGCAAAUUCUACGCAGGCAGCAGUGCUACCCACUGCGCCACCGUGCCACCCUCAUUCAUAACAUAAAACGUUCAAAUCCAAAUUCAGCAUCACUUUGGGGGGUUGCCGUUGGAUCCAAGAUGCAAAAUAACACUGUUGUGGGCACCAGUCCUUGGCAAUGUAUGGAGUUGAAUUGCCAUGGACUCGCACCUCAAAGCAUCUCAGUUCAAAGAUUUCCACUGUGGUAACUGCAGGUGUCUAACCACGAAGCCACACCGUUUGACCCAGAAGUGAUCUCCUUGCAGUGUGAUUUAUAUGGAGAGCUCCUUUAGUCAGCCCUGCAGAGACCGCCUUUGAAAACGGUGAGCGGAGCACUUUCUUGUGACGUCAGCUGAUCUCUCGCUCUGUGUGUCCACAAGCCCCCACCUUGUCUGUGCAGCAUUGCCUCUACAGUCCACCCAUCCACAGUGCAAAUCCCAUCCUCGUCGCCAAGUGAACUGCUGUAGACUCACAGCACGGAGCAUCUCGGCUUGAAGAUUUGCACUGUGGUAGCUGCCAGUGGCCUCUGACUCAGAGGCAAUCUUGUUACAGUGUGAGCUAAAUUAAUGUCUCCGUAGUAAAGAGAAGAAAAGGGAAAAUGGGGUCACUUAGGACCCUACCACGGUAAAACAGGCCCAAUUUACAAACCCCAGUCAGCUCAAAAAGCUCAUCUUAGGCUUUGCAAGCCACACCUUGGAAGUGCUCCAGAAAAUGGCUUCACAUUUUACACGGAUGAAGCAAGUAGGUCUGAAACAAAAACAAUGAAACACUUCAGGGCAUUACUUUCCAUCUGUGUCAGAACGUCACCCAUAUAUGUAAUCAUUUUGUUACAGAUGUGAGUUUAGUCGGCAUUGCUUUUAAGAAAAGCAGAAUUAAAGCAUUAAGGGAAUCGUUAAUCAAAAAGGGAGAACGGACACGCGUUUGUGCCUCUUCAGCAUCGGUGAUAUUUAACAGCCAGUUCAGAGAGUUUUGUGUUCUGUUUUUCACCGUUCUGCCUGAAAUAUAUAGCUAGUGUUACGUGAAAUAAUAUAAAUUACAAUCACACUGGCCAUUCUAAUACUGACAAGAAUUAAAGAAGUUAGUGCAUUUUUUAAAACCAAUUUACCAUUUUGUGUUUUUUAUUUUAAAUAUCUCCUAAGGAUACAACAAUAAAUUUAUACCUCAGUAUUUUGUAUUAAAUAAAUACUUUCUAAUCCUCUUUUUAUUUUAUGAUUAGAGGAAACCUAUCAUAUAACCAGCUGUCUCAGUUUAACACAUUCAUGUGCUGGCCCUGCUGGUGUCAGCUGACUUUCUUUAGAUCUCCGCACUUAUUCACACCAGAUAACUCCAUUUUUAAAAAUAUUAUAUACUGAAUAUUUUACGUUGUUGUCACGUGUGAUGCAUUAACAGGCAACUUGCCCUUCACACGCGACAUGCUGUAUGUGCAUUGAGCAGAGCGAGGCUAUGUAGGAGGCAGCCGAGGUGAGCACUCGUAUAGACGAUGACUCUUCUUAGUUCUUUUGUCACCUCGCAUUUCAGGUUCUUUUGGGCUUAAACAAGCAAAAACGGUUCAAAUUGUUCGCAACAGAAAGUUGCUAAUCUCAUGGCGAAGUGACAUGGAUGUGUCGGCUACACUUGCUGUGACAAACGGCGUAGCACACACUGUCUUAGUUUGGCAGAGAGGAAACUUUAUGUGUUCUGGUGGUUUCAUGUAAACUGAAUUAUUAGUGCCAAAUCAAAUGUGAUUUUUCUUUCUUUUGUUUUCAUUCCUUUUCUUUUAUUUGUGUUUAUAAAGGCGUACUUUGCAAUUGCUGGGUGAAUCACCAGCUAAAAUAAGAAAUGCACUUGAAAGGAAAUUAAAAACAAGUCAACAAUUUCUUCAUUCUUAAGAAAUAAUCCUGUUUAAUUAUUCACGCUCGCAGACAAUUUGAGCUCAGCCAGCUCUGCAGAGGCAGUGGAAUUAGAAGCGACAGAAAGUGAUGAAGAUGGCCGUGGGACAUAACAAACAUGGAGGGUGCGGGUAGCCAAACACUAAAGCACUAACAGCAGUGGGCCAGCAGGCAGGAGAAGCGGUCAGAUGCAGAGCUCCCAUGAACAGCACAAGUGUUGAGCUCCCACUUCCUUGAAUUCAUUUUUUGACAUUUUAUACAUCAGUUGAAGACUGGCCAAGAAGCAGUCGUGCAGGUCAUAAAAUCUGUUCAAGAAAUUCGGGCAAAUCAUGUGUGUGUUAGCAGGAAGCCCUCCAUGUAGCGCAGUGUUGAAAAAUGAUGGUAAGGCCUUCCUUUCUGAGGCCAAAGAAUCCAGCUGUUUCAGAGGACUCGAGACAUCUGUGUUGCAGUUCCGAAUCUGCACAUCUGCCUCACGCCCAGAAUCUUUCAAAAAGUCGGUUCUGUUAUGAUAAAGCCUUCUGUUAAGAGUUUCACUGUCUAAUUUUAGAUUCUCAGUGUUGCUGGUGAAUCAUAAAGGAAGUUUACAGUCAUAUUUCUGCAGGAGGCUCUGUGCCCAAGAAGCUCCCGUCCCCUUCCAUAACGGUGGUAGUGCAUGUUACUUCAAAUUGUCCACCUGCCCAGGGACUAAAGAGAGAAGAAAAUGAUAAAAUGCAUUUAUCUAAAUGUGAAAACCAUGCAAUGUAUGAAAUUAUAUUAUUGUCAUAAAUGAUCAUUUUACAAUGUCCAUGUUUAAUAAAGUCCAUAAGUAUCUAAUGA
Erpetoichthys calabaricus (reedfish) is the source of this 11068-nucleotide messenger RNA. RefSeq names its product Ras and Rab interactor 2a (gene rin2a). The record is from RefSeq and is a predicted model, not a curated record. NCBI's taxonomy places the organism in Eukaryota, Metazoa, Chordata, Cladistia, Polypteriformes, Polypteridae. The transcript has 13 exons. Gene Ontology annotation, cellular component: endocytic vesicle; cytosol. Gene Ontology annotation, molecular function: small GTPase binding; guanyl-nucleotide exchange factor activity. Gene Ontology annotation, biological process: signal transduction; vesicle-mediated transport. The coding region runs from base 812 to 3541 and encodes 909 amino acids.